AGCCUUUCCCCCCUGCGCCCCCCGCACUCCUGGCGAAUAACCUGGUGGGUACUCGUCGUGAUCGGAGCUUCUCAUGUUGGACCCAAGAUCCGAAAUCUACCCCACCAUAGAGUAUCGCCCCAUCCAGCCCUCCGACCUCGAGGUUCUUGAGAAGAUUCAUCUCUCGCUGUUUCCUAUAAGGUACGAGAGGGAGUUCUUCUUGAACGUUGUCAAUGGUAAUGGUGUCAUUUCGUGGGGUGCUGUGGACACUAGCAGAUCGGAUGAAGGCAGGGAUGAGCUGAUAGGCUUUGUGACCACGAGGAUGAUUGCAGCAAAAGAUAGCGAGAUCGAGGAUUUAUUUAGAUACAACAACUCGCACAAAGAUCUAACACUUCUUUAUAUCCUGACGCUUGGUGUAGUGGAUAGCUACAGAAACCUCGGCAUAGCUUCUUCGCUUGUUCGAGAGGUGAUUAAACAUGCUGCAAGUGUAUCAAAUUGCAGGGGUGUUUAUUUACAUGUCAUCUCAUAUAACCAGCCUGCAAUUAACUUUUACAAGAAGAUGCUAUUUAAGCUAGUCAGAAGACUUCCGAUGUUCUACUACAUAAGAGGGCAGCAUUAUGACUCAUACUUGUUUGUGUAUUAUGUCAAUGGGGGGCGUACGCCUUGUUCACCACUCUUAAACUCGCAUAUUGGACUUUUGCCUCCUUCUGCAACUUUUGGUGUUGCCUCUCGUGAAUACAUUAUUAGGUACAUUCUGAAGUUCUGGGUUAUUUGAAGGGAAUGAACUC
This is a messenger RNA of Triticum urartu, 767 nucleotides long. Lineage: Eukaryota; Viridiplantae; Streptophyta; Magnoliopsida; Poales; Poaceae. The record is from RefSeq and is a predicted model, not a curated record.